This is a messenger RNA of Acanthoscelides obtectus, 1453 nucleotides long. NCBI's taxonomy places the organism in Eukaryota, Metazoa, Arthropoda, Insecta, Coleoptera, Chrysomelidae. The record is from the annotation of a GenBank genome assembly.
GAAGUAUCAGCGAUGAGUGACGAGACUACGGGGGCAGGGCAGGGGGCUCUGCCCCCGCGUGAAGGCCAGACUGGCCUAAGAACUGCAUCUGACCGACCCCCAACAUCUGGCACCACAGUGCGGUUAACCCAAGUUGUUGGUGGCCAGUAUGUUAUCACCUCGCAACCUCAUGGAAUGCCUUCAUUGACACAGAUCAGUCCAAGUUCCGUGUCAAGCAGUCCGGGCAGCAUGGGUGCCCACGCUGGUCAAACAGGUGUAACCCGAAUAAUCAGUAUCAGUCCUUCGCGCAGUCAGUCAACAUCUCCACUGCGCCCCAGCGUAGCCAAUCAGUCCAUUGUCAAUGUGCUCACUUCAAAGACCAGACCAGGCACAAAUGUGCGACUCCAGCUUUUCUCUUCCUCUGGAGAUGGCCAGAUGGGGCAAACUACUAGUGCCACUUUGUCCCCUAGGGGGUUAAAGCGGCCGCCAACUUCGUCCGGCGAAAAGAAGGACAGUUACGCGUCGAAGCUACAACGGGUGAUGAACCAUCGGAUCGUGCGGUCGAAACUGGUGAAGGAGAAGUACAACGAGCAUUUGCUGGAGGCGUACUAUCUGGAGACGGGCAGCAACAUCCUAGACCUGUAUCAGUUCGCGAAAAAGCCGAAGACGCAAGCAUACCUGGCCUACCUGCGCGACCACGCCAUCGACCCGAAGGAGUACCAGCAGCAGGAAACCUCUAUGGAGGUGACGUCCACUGUUGGGGUUACUGUACCUAUGACUACACCGGGUACGCCGAGUGCCACGGCAGCGAGCUCUUUGCCUGGCAUCUCGCACGCCACCAGUUCAUUCACUAGCACGUCGAUGGUAUCCACCCACUCUACCGCCUCGACGGACUCCUUGAAAGCGUCCGCUGUGGCUAAGGCGAAGUCCCAGUUGAUCGCGUCGCCAUCGGCGUCACCAACUCCUGGUAGCACGACGGCGCCGACUACUACGGCCACGGCGGCCACCAACCAGGAGUUGAUAGUGGAAAAGGCCAAGCAGGAGGCGUACGUCGUCCAGAGGAUCUCCGAUUUGCAAAAGGAGGGGCUAUGGGCUGAACGGCGGCUUCCGAAGAUUCAGGAAAUGCCGCGGAAUAAGGCACACUGGGACUUUCUUCUUGAGGAAAUGCAUUGGUUGGCGGCCGAUUUCGCUCAGGAGCGUAAGUGGAAGAAAGCUGCUGCCAAAAAAUGCGCUAGGAUGGUACAGAAAUAUUUCCAGGAUAAAGCCUCUUGCUGCCCAACGUGCUGAAAAGGCACAAGAACAGCACUUGCGACGUAUGGCCGCAUUUUGUGCGAGGGAAAUCAAAAUAUUCUGGAGUAACGUUGAAAAAGCUUGUUGAGUACAAGCAAAACACCAUCCUGGAAGAGAAGAGGAAGAAAGCGCUCGACCAACAACUCAGCUUUAUCGUCGAUCAGACGGAGAAGUACUCACAGGU